AUGAGCAGGCCUAUUUUUAAGGUGCAUAAGGGAGACCGUAUUACUUUCCAGCAGCGACUUCAAGACGGAUAUGUCUGUCUGGACCAAUUUAUCCCUUUGUUGACCAACUUAUCAAGUUUCAAUUUCCAUCGCGAUGACCCAUUGGUUGAGAAUCUCGAUGAUAUGGUCACUUCUCAAUUCAAUAUACUUAUAGACACUGAUAGGUCUGGCACCCGAUGGAUCACUUUACAAAAAGCACAUGAGUUAUGGGAUUUGCUGCAAAUUAAAGAUGAUUCUGGUUCGGAAAAUUUGACGGACCAUGACGAUGAUAAUGAAGCUAAUCACAAUGGCGUUGAAGACGAUGGUCAGAAGACUCCUGAGAAUAAUGGUAGAAAGACGGACAACCACACAAUGGAGAAUGGUGGUACUGAAAAUACAAAUAACGGAAACAACAGCUCGAAUAAAAAUGAUGGGAAUGUUACUGCCGAAGGAAGUAAUUUCAGGCCUGCAACAAUUACAAAUGGAACCACUUCUAGAAUCAGUGGUGGUGAGCCAGACACUGUUAAACAUGAGCUUCUAGAUCUUCCCGAUUCUCCUACGAAGAGGCAUCAAACCAAAUCUGUUUCAAAGAUCCCGGUUUUCCAACAUGAUUUACCUACGGUCUCUACGUUACAGAAAACUCUGCCUCCAGUUAGUAAUUACUCAAAUGAUGAACGUGCGAAGUUAGAGACCUUACUUCAGCGUAUUCUUUUCCCCGAAACUACGAAUUUGAACGUUGCAGAAGGUUACCCAUCGGUCAGCUUAACCCAGCAGGUACAAGAACUGGACACACAAUUCCCAAACGUUCCACUAAAUUUUAACAUCCCAAUUGAUGAACAUGGAAACACUUCCUUGCAUUGGCUGUGUUCCAUAGCCAAUCUAGACCUUCUCAAACAGCUCAUUGUCUUUGGCAGUGAUAGAAGAAUCGGCGAUAAGUCCGGUGAAUCAGUGCUUGUAAAAUCUGUGAAGUCGGUAAACAAUUACGAUUCUGGUACAUUCGAGAUACUGUUGGACUACUUGUACCCUUGUAUCGUAAUGGUUGAUGACAUGGAUAGAACCGUUCUUCAUCAUAUUGUGAUUACUUCUGGUAUGCCUGGUUGUAAUGCAGCGGCUAAGUAUUACCUCGAUAUUUUGAUGGGUUGGAUAGUUAAAAAGCAAAGCAGAACUAAAGAAUCGCAUUGCGUGCUACUAGAAGAUAUCGAUCUUCAAUGGGUUAUCACUCAUUUACUCAAUGCUAGAGAUUCUAAUGGUGAUACCUGUUUAAAUAUUGCCGCCAGGCUUGGAAACGUUGCCAUUGUCGAAGCAUUGUUGGAUUAUGGUGCUGAUCCUAAUAUUGCAAACAAUUCCGGAUUGUGCCCUGUGGAUUUUGGUGCAGGUACUCAACCCCGUUUUCAAUCGAAUACAAAAAAUCUUAUGGCCACACCUACCAAAACUCAUGAAACUUCGUUGGAUCCGAUGGCUGAGUCUACAUCGUUAAUCACAAAUAUAAAAUCACUCCUCUCAAAAAUAUCGAAUGAUUAUGGUGAUGAAAUUAAACAACAUAAUGGGAAGAUGAAGGAGCUCCUCGAUACACUCAACAUAAAGAGAGAAGCGUUGGCUAAUGCACGGGAUAGAUUGGCUAAGGCAAAGCAAAUCCAAGAUGAAUAUAAUCUGUUGUCCGACAGACUGAACAAUGUGGAAAACACUAUCGCUGAAGAAGAUCAAAAUUUCCAACUUGCUUCUAGAGAAUUAGGACUAUCACUGGAUGAUGUCCAAGAAGAAGGUCUGAACUCAGCCGAUAUUGCAUUCGAUGCUGAUGAGCCUUUCAGAAUCUCUUACGUUUACACAAAGUUUGAGGAAAAGAUCAAAGACGAAUAUAACAAUGAUUUUGAACUAUUCCUCAAACAUUGCAAUUUAUCACAACUUGUUCAUGAAAUAUACGAUAACUUCCCUUCCAGAGCAGAAAUCCCACAUCCCAAAAUUCUUAAAGCAAGAAUCAAAGCGUACAAUAGAAACGAAUUGCAUUUAGACUCAACUUUACAGACUAUCAAAGACAAGCAGAAGAAUUUAGAAUCUAAAUUCAGAAAAGUCUUGUCUCUCUGCUUGAAGAUAGAUGAAGAGAAGGUUGACUCAAUGCUUGACGGUCUUUUGCAAGCUAUAUCUAAUGAAGAUCCUGAAGAUAUAGAUACAGACGAGGUGAACAACUUUUUAGAGAGUGCCGCCGAAUAA
Messenger RNA from Kluyveromyces lactis, 2226 nucleotides. It is a transcript of the gene SWI6, whose product is annotated as transcriptional regulator SWI6. Gene Ontology annotation, molecular function: protein binding; transcription coactivator activity. The record is from RefSeq and is a predicted model, not a curated record. Lineage: Eukaryota; Fungi; Ascomycota; Saccharomycetes; Saccharomycetales; Saccharomycetaceae. Bases 1 to 2226 code for a protein of 741 amino acids. Gene Ontology annotation, cellular component: MBF transcription complex; SBF transcription complex. The transcript has a single exon.